Meloidogyne enterolobii is the source of this 312-nucleotide messenger RNA. The record is from the annotation of a GenBank genome assembly. NCBI's taxonomy places the organism in Eukaryota, Metazoa, Nematoda, Chromadorea, Rhabditida, Meloidogynidae.
AUGUCUUCAUUAAUCACAUCCACUGUGUCAUUAUGUGGCGCUAAGAUCAGUCUGUUAAUGAGCUCUUUCGGAUUCGAAAGAGCUUGGCCGUUGUCAGUGACAAAAUUCAUCAACUCUUGGCGCGAACCCACAAUAUUUCUACUUUCUAUCUCCACUUCCUUAUUUAAUUCGCCGUUUCCAAUUUUUCGCAGCCAAUCAGUGAAUUGAAUUUCAUUCUGUCCCUGACGCAUAUUAAUGUUCAGCUUUAUUAUAUUAUUUCUGAAAUGCGGCCACAAUUGUAAUGAAGACUGUAAACAGGCAUUGACUUGAUCU